AUGGCUGACUUGAACAGUGGGACCAUCAUCGAUUCAACACCAGCCAUUGUGAAGCACUGGCAGAAGAUCGGAAAGGAAAUCGGUGUCGACCCUGAGGUGAUUCUUGCUACGUCACACGGCAGACGCUCGAUCGAUGUUCUCCAGAUAUACGAACCAAAGCUGGCCAAUUGGGAGUACAUCAGCCACGCUGAAGGCCGGAUACCCAUUGAAUACGGAUCAGACGCUGUGGAGAUUCUCGGUUCUCGCGCCAUGCUGGAUCGACUCGAAGAGCAGUCUGCUCCAUGGGCGAUAGUCACCUCUGGCACAAGACCGCUGGUUACUGGUUGGCUGGAUGUCAUGAAGUUGGCGCAUCCUAAGAACAUCGUCACCGCCGAAGACGUGCCGAAUGGUAAACCAGACCCGGCGUGCUACGAGAUGGGCGCGAAGAAGUUGCUUCUCCAGCAGCAGAACCCGUCUAUUGUCGUCUUCGAAGAUGCUCCAGCCGGUGUCCGAUCAGGCAAAGCGGCUGGCUUUACUGUCAUCGCGCUUCACACUACACAUUCUUUGGAACAGCUCAUAGAAGCCGGGGCUGACUAUAUUGUCAAAGACAUGCGAGACGUGAGUCUGGAGUUUUGGGAUCAGACCACGGGCAGCGGAAGGCUCGAAAUUACCAACGCCCUGGUGUAG
Messenger RNA from Boeremia exigua, 666 nucleotides. Its product is annotated as 2-deoxyglucose-6-phosphate phosphatase 2. The transcript is spliced from 4 exons. The coding region runs from base 1 to 666 and encodes 221 amino acids. Gene Ontology annotation, molecular function: sugar-phosphatase activity; beta-phosphoglucomutase activity. Lineage: Eukaryota; Fungi; Ascomycota; Dothideomycetes; Pleosporales; Didymellaceae. The record is from RefSeq and is a predicted model, not a curated record.